This is a messenger RNA of Macrobrachium nipponense, 9000 nucleotides long. Its product is annotated as terminal uridylyltransferase 7-like. The coding region runs from base 802 to 6537 and encodes 1911 amino acids. The record is from RefSeq and is a predicted model, not a curated record. NCBI's taxonomy places the organism in Eukaryota, Metazoa, Arthropoda, Malacostraca, Decapoda, Palaemonidae. The transcript is spliced from 24 exons. Gene Ontology annotation, molecular function: zinc ion binding; RNA uridylyltransferase activity; nucleic acid binding.
UGCAUACUAGGUAUAGAUCACGUGGAACUUAUUAUGGUUCCGGAUCACUCGUUAUCAGCAGAGCAAAAUAACUCAUUUGUUGGGUAACUAUUCUUUUCGUUUGAUAUAUUUUCAGAUUUCAUGCGCAUGGUUUAAAAUAUGGAAAGGGUUGGAAAUAUCGCACAAAGAAAAAGGAGGUGCCGUGAGGAGAGAAUGAAUAACGGAAAGGUUUGUUUUGUAAACAAUGAAACAUAUUGUAUUCGGCACAAGCAUGAUAAAAUAGUUUACAUGUGGGGCUACGUUUCAUUCUAACACAAGCGGCUUUUCCCAAGUCCUCAAUAUUUACUUUAUGUAUCUCAUUGGUCGGAGAAGUCCAUCAUGUUUAAAGAAAAAGUAUUUGUACUUUCAUUAGUUUACAUUUAGCGCUUUGCUGACAUGCCACCUAGUGGUACUUUAGAGAGGCAAUUCAGCAUUGCCAAAGCAUGAAAAUUAAAUGGCGUUGAAUUCAAAACAUAAACAAAGGUGUUUUGGGGCUAUGUCAUUAAAAAAUGACUGACAUUUUACUACACCUAAAAGCUUAAGAUUAGUAGUGAUUUCGAUAAUGGGUAAUUUAUGGGUUCUAUUGAAUAUUUAAGAAUACGAAAACCCAUGUUUAUCAAUCACCGGGAGAAAGGGAGGAGUUGGUAACAUUGUAGAGAGCAAUAUCUUGGUACUGCGACGCCUCAAAACAGCUGAGAGAACAAACAAAAUAUUACCGGCCACCUCUGAGCUCCCACAGUUAAUAAAUGCAGCACGUAACAUAAGCACCCUUAAGCUGUGACCAUGGAAGGGCCAAGUGGGGGAGGUAGUGGCAACAGAGGAGACGAUGGAGUUUGGCAGGGUAGGAAGUAUGAUGCGACACACCAGAUAAAGCAGUUUCUCGGAGUGCCAACUGAAGAUGACGAGAAACCAAUUGUUGAAUGUAGCGUACGAUCUCCCCCACAAAAUAUUCCACAACGCAGACAGAUACAGGACCAACCUGUGAAUAAUCAUCAUUUGGAUCGUUCUGGAAGUCCCUCAACCAGACUACACCGUUGGGAUAAUCACAGAUAUCAUGAUGGUAAUCAUAGAGGAGACUGUUAUGGAAGUCCUAAUAGAAACCACCCAAGGCUGUAUGAUCAGAAUAGGACUCCGCCUCAUAGAUAUCAUGAAAUUAGACAACGACAUGACAGCUAUGGGAGUCCUGGUAAUCACAGAGUUGGCAGUUAUGAUCGUGGUUACAGCAAUAGCCCACGGAACCAUCAUCACAUACGGGAUAUGUCCAAGGAUCACAAAGAAUUACGUGCAAAUGGUCCAAGACACAUGAAUACGUCCAUGGUUGGUCAUAGUGGUGGGGCACCAGAUACAGAAACUCCAGAUUAUCCUCCUAGUCCAGAAGUGUUAGCAGAACUUGAAGAGCAGUUUUUAUAUCCCCUCAAAAAGAAGUCCCUGAAGUUUCCAAAAGCCAAAUAUUUUUGCCGGUUAUGUGAUUACCAUUGUGACUCAUUAGCAGUGUGUAGAAAACAUAUAAUGGAUAAUAGGCACAGAAAGUUGAAAGAGACCAAGGAUAUUGACACUAGUCUCAAGAAUAUGCCUCUUCCAUCUGAAGCUCAGAUAGCUGCAAUUGACAAGCUGGUUCAUUCAGUUGCAGAAGAAAUGAAAGUUUCGCCAGAUAUGAUGCAAAAAAGACGAGAGGUGGUGACUCAGCUCAAUAAGCUUUUAAUUUCUAAAGUUGAAGGUUGCCACUUAGAGAUGGUUGGGUCGUCACUAAGUGGUUUUUGUUUAAAAAAUAGCAAUAUUAACGUAGAUGUUGUAAUGGACGAUAACCUAAAUCCUUCUACUGCAUUGUUAGCAGUGAAAGAGUUGGUUGGAAGAAGUUCAUUGUAUAAAAGUGUUGUUGACGAUCUCUCCUCUUCGUUCCCUACUAUGGCCUUUACACAUGUUAAAACAGGAUUGCGUGUGGUGGUGGGUGCCUGCAACACCUCCUCAUCGAAGUUAACUAACCAGCUUCUUGCUGAUUAUGCUUCCCUGGACCCUCGUGUAGUAGUUCUAGGAAUAGCAUUCAGAUAUUGGGCCCAGUUGUGCCAAAUUGACAAUCAGGGGCGUGGCACUCUUCCACCACAUGUAUUCCCGUUGAUGGUGGUGCAUUUCAUGCAGCAACAUAAUCCCCCAGUUCUCCCAGUUUUACAUUUACUUCAUCCAAAACCAGAUGGGGAAUCAUACCUCAAACCAGCAGAUUUGGGCGAUUCCUGGAAGGCUGGGAAGAACACACAAGGCAUUGGUCGGCUGUGGCUUGAAAUGUUUCGAUUUUAUGCCGUAGGGUUUAAAAUCACAGAGUAUGUCAUUAAUGUUCGCCAGAAGCGUCCCAUGACUAGAGCAGAGAAAAAUUGGAGUAAGAAGAUUGCAGUUGAAGAUCCAUUUCUUCAAAAAAGAAACCUAACAAGAACUGUUAGUGGCAACCUUGUUUUUGAGUACAUAGUGGAUCGUUUCAAGACAACAUACAGAUAUUUUGCCAUUCCUCAACUUGCUUUUGGGCCAUUAUUUCAGCACAUAGCUGUAAAAGAGACUCGAACCAUCAGCGCGUCUAAGGCCUCUGCUGGUUUAGGCCAGAAGAACAGAAAAGGCGAGAUGCUUCUGGAGAGUCUUGAAAAGGUUGCUCAGUCUCAGAGUGAAGGAUCAUCAGAAUGUGAAUUGGAAAAGACUGAUGAUGAUGUAGACGUAACUGUGGAAGGAGAAGAAUUUGAGGAUGAUGAAGAGCGUGGCAGUUUAUCAGGCUGUGAACAAGAUUUAAGCACAUUAGCCAUUGAAGACACAACCAUUGAUGAUGCUCCCGUUGCACCAAGUACAAAUGGAAUUGAUGUGCAAGAAGAGGAAUUAGAUUUGAGCAUUGACAAGAUUACAACAUCACUCACUCUGGUGACACCCAGCCAAGCAGCCAAGUUAAUGCAGCAAAUUCAAGACAACCAUAUAGAUUUCAAGUUCAUGGGGCAGGUUUUUAAUGAUGGAGUUGACCCACCUUUGAUAUGUGGUUCAUGCCAGAAAGAGGGUCAUUGUAAAGCAGACUGCCGAGAAGAUGAAUUACCGCCACUGAAACCGUUACCACCAAUGAAGCCUUCUUUUACUAAUCAGCUGUCUACAAUUUUUGAAAAGUUAACAAGGGAUUUCGAGCCACGUCAAGAAGAAAUAGAAGAGAGAGAUAGAAUAGUUGCAGAUCUUCAGUUUUACAUUCGACAGUUUUUUCAAGGAGUUACUUUAAAGUUGUUUGGUUCUUCUGCUAAUGGCUUUGGAUUCCAGCAUUCUGAUUUGGACAUAUGUCUUACUUUUGAAGGCAAUCGAACUGGGGAGGAUAUUGACCACAUCAAAGUGAUAGAAUCCUUGGCAGAAAAGUUGAAGAAGUACCGGCAAUGUGGACACGUAAUUGCCAUAACAACUGCCAAGGUCCCCAUUGUGAAGUUCUCCAUCCGCCGGGCUUCGUUGGAAGGAGAUCUUUCUCUCUAUAACACCCUGGCCCUACAAAACACAAAGCUCUUGGCAACCUAUGCCAAGAUUGAUCACCGGGUCAAGUGCCUUGGAUAUGGUAUGAAAUAUUUUGCCAAAUUAUGUGAUAUUGGGGACGCCUCUCGUGGAUCCCUCUCUUCUUACGCUUACAUUUUGAUGGUGCUGCACUUCCUUCAGCAGUGCAAACCUCCAGUCAUCCCAGUACUACAGGAGCUGUAUGACCACACAAAGCAAGCUCCAGAACUGAUCAUUGAUGGCCGAAAUGCAUGGUUUUUUGAUGACCUGGAUUCUUUGCCAAAAGUGUGGAAAGAUUAUAAUAAGAACAAGGAAUCAGUUGGCGAGUUAUGGGUAUCAAUGUUGAGGUACUACACUGAAACGUUCAACUGGAAAGAGCAUGUUGUUACCAUCAGACAGCAUGCUCCUCUUACACGUCUGCAAAAGUUGUGGAACUCCCGCUGUAUUGUCAUUGAGGAUCCAUUUGACCUAAGCCAUAAUCUAGGAGCAGGCCUUUCAAGGAAAAUGAACACCUUCAUUAUGAAAGCAUUCAUCCGAGGGAGAGAGAUAUUUGGCUCCCCGAUAAGCUUUCCCCAAGGCUACAGAAGUCUUGUGGAUUAUCUUUUUGACACAAAACAACUAACGGAUGGAGCACCACCAAAUGACAGAGGUUGCAGAUGCUGUGGAAAAAUAGGUCACAUUAUAAAAGACUGCCCAAAAAAGAAGCUAAAUAUGGAGCGUCGAGAGAAGAAGGAGCGCCACAAAGAACGCCAUGAACAGCAAAGAGUACACUCUGAAACAAAGAGAGAAGAGAAGGAAGAGUUAAAGAAGGUUAAUUUGCCAAAACUAGACCAAAAACAGAUGCAAGACGGUAGGCCUUCCGAUAACAUUAGGAGAAAAGAUGGUUCAGGAGGAAAUACAUAUGCAACAUCUCUGGAUGCUGAAGAUGUUGCCUCCGGAAAAUCACCGGCUCCGACAUCCACGUCAAAACUGGCUCACUCACUGAAAGACAACAGCAGAAUGGCUGAUCAGCCUCCUCAAGGGAAAGCGUCAUUUAAGGCCUCGCCCUCCACCUCCUCUUCUACCCCUUCCAGUGUGAUGGCUGACAGUGUGGUAAAUGCUAAAUUGUCUGGUCAUAAUAUCAGUAAAUCUCUCUUAAAUAAGCCAUCCAACACAAAUUCUAGUGUUGCUCCGAGCCGAGGAGUCUCAAGUAAUGAUAAGAAAAGUGGAUCUUGUGGUAGUGGUGCAGUGGGUGCUAAUGGUCCAACAAUUAAUGACAUUGGAAUUAGAGAAGGUUGUAGAGGAGUUGCCUCUGCUGUCAAUGUUAGUGGAAUAUCAGGAAUAGCUGAUGGAUGCUCAGGAGAAAAGCUUACAUUAGCUCACACCAGUGAUGGGGGUGUUGUGCCAGGAUUAGGUGUGCCACCAGGCUUCCACUUGUUGGGUCAUGCUAAUCAAAGCUAUCCUAAUCAGAGUUUGUCUAUAAAAGAUCAUAGUCCUUCCCAGGGGAUAGGGGCUAAUCAAAUUAGUUCUGCUGACAGCAGCAAUCAAAGUAUACCUGCUAACAACAAAGUUCCCAAGUCAGUUGGUCAUAGUGGUUCCAUAGUUCACGGAAAUGUAUACUCACAGGCUGGUGGCUCUCAACAGUAUCCUCUGUUAUUGGAAAAACAACAGCAAGUAACAUCUCAGCAGAAACAGCAGCUGAAGUAUAGUGAAAAUUGGUCAGGGGAAGUAAUUCCUCAGCAGUUUUUAGCCACAAAAUCUCAGGAGCAACUAAAGAAGGAUCCAGCCCCAGUAAUAGUCUCCUCUGCACAAAACCAUCAGUCCCAGCAACAACAGCAAAUUUUCUUUAGCAUUACUCCAGCAGCAUUGUUUCAUAUGGCAAGUCAAGCUGCUGGAGGCCAGCUUAGUGCUGUUUUAAUGCCAAAUGUAUCAGAAAGCAGUAGUAGUACUAGGACAAAUUCAUCUAUACCCACAUCAUCCUCACUUGGAACUACUAAUUCAAAUGUAAAUGCACCUCCCCCUCCUCCCCCUCCAGGUUUUAGUGCCCCUGUUGCUAUUAACUACCCUAAUCAACAGAUUGAUGCUAUGCCUUAUAAUAAGCUUGUUAUAGGUUCCCCUUUGUACCGCUCACCAGCAUCACAGGCAGAGGGCCAGCCAGUAGUUCCUAGCACUGCAUCUCAGUCAUUUAUCACACCGAUAGGACAGUCUGUGGGAGGUAUGGCAGGUGUUUAUGCUCUACAGCAAAGCUCUGGAGGUAGUCAGUUUACAAACAUGACACCUACAGGUACACCUCAUUCUCCUCAUGCACUUGCUGAUCCCAGCUUGAGCCAACAGCAAGUACCUUAUGAUACAAGACACUUUAUAUCUCAAGUACCUCAAGGCUUACAUCAGGGUGUCCCUCAAGGAGUUCCUCAGAGCUUAACAUCUGUACCACCAGGAAUACCUCAAGCAGUAACACAAGCAGUGCCUCAGGGUCUACAAGGUGGACCACCACCACCACCACCUGGUCUCUCUACAUCAGUCCCGCAGGGUGUUCAAGGAAUGUCCCAAGGACUGCACCAAAAUCUUGCAGGAGGUGUUCCUCAAGUGAGUUUGGGUUCAGCAUUGUCUCCAGCCAUACAACCUGUACCUAUUGGUCAUCAUCUUCCCCAGCAUUAUCCACAGCCAAGUUUUCCUCAGCAAGGCUAUCAGAUGGCAGUGCCUGGUCCUAAUGCAUACUAUCAGGAGCUUGUAUAUGGUGACCCCUCAUUACAAAAUCCAUCUGCAAAUGGUCAAGGGCCACCUGCUCUCCCAGCAGAAAUGUUAGCAGAUAUGGCUUUUCAGCGUCCUGAUGUUUAUGAUUCUCAGAUGCCUGCCCUUCCUCAGUAUCUUGCUUCUGGCUUACCUCAACACCAGAACAUUAUAUCCCAGAUGUCUCAACCACACCCUAAUAUGAGUCUAGCACCACAGCAUGGCCCUCCAACAGCUGGUGGGCCUGGUCCUGCAUAUACACCAGCAAAUGUGAUUUUUAUUGAAGGAGAGAGAGAUGGGAGUCAGAUUUUACAAUAAGUUUUAAACUGUAAAUAACUUAUAAUCGAACUUGUAUUUUAAAGAAAAAAAUAUGGAAUUCACUGUGAAUGGAUUAGUAAAAUAUUUUAUGAGCUAUGAAGAUCCACUGAGAUUUGUACUCCCCUCUGGUAUGUAAAAUCUUAACCACUGUAUAUUGAAAGUUAUUGCUUAUAUUUAUUAUAAUGCUGUUUUAGAGUUUUAAUUAUUAUUCUUGUUACUUAAAAAUUGUAGGACUUGACAUUGUUGAAGAGCAUUAACUAGAAUUAAUGCAGUCAUUUUUAUUAAGUUAUUCUCAUUAGUAAAUGAGAGUGGGAACUAAGGUCAUAGUAUGUCAAGAUAUAAUUUUAUUUAAUUUGGUACAAAUUGAUUAUAAUCAUAUUCAAUAAAAUGGUUUUAUUUCAUAUAGCAUAAAAUAAUGCAUUUUAAAUAUGCUAUUUUAGCUUUAAUUAAAUUGAGAUACUGUAUUGCUCUUUUAUUUGUUAUGUAGUCAAAUUAUUUUGGUACCACAAUAGUAUAUGAGUUUGAAUGAAUAUAUUGUAUAGUACUCUUGGAACAGGUGGUAGAUGAGUUUUACAAAGACACAUCACAUUAACCAGAAAGUUAGUUUUUCCAAGAAACGUCAUUCCAUGAGUUCAUACUUGCACCCUGUUGUUGGCGUACCUGACCUUACUUUAAUGAAUAUGUAUGAGGGAUUGGUUUGUUGUAUAUUUUGGGCUUGUGUUACUUAAUGUCUGAUUGUAUUUUUACUUGUUUCUUGCUGUGUAUAUAAUUUUUUCUGAAUCAGUGGAUUGUUUUUUUUUUUUUUUUAGUUUUUGUAAAUUGUAAUCAUAAUCAAUCCUGGGUACAAAUGGGUGUACAAAGUGACAAAAAUUUUACUUUUAAUACAGAAAAUGGUUGAGAAUAAAAUUUUAAUGAGUGUUCUCUCUUUAAAAUAGUAAAGAUUAGGCAUCAACCCCAGCUUCAUCAUCAAGGAAUAAUGUAUAUGUCUGAUGUAUAAUGAAGAAGCUAGAGUUUUGCCUACUUUUAUACUUUCAUAUGGAACCGUUAAGCUAGCUUAUAAGGGGACCAUUUAUUCCCGUUUAUGGAACAUUGUAGAAUGAAUGAUUAAUUUACAUUUUGUACUUGCCCUUUGGGUGCCCUUCUAGUGUGUUUCAUUCUAAAUCACAAAUAGCCUAACAGCACCAGACUUUUACACGUUUCAAUUUGGAAUACUUUGCAGCUUUGCUCACAAUGAGAAUAGAACAAAAAAUAAAAACACAAAAAAAAAGUGAGUUAGAGAGAGUGAGAGACAACACCAUUGAGUAAACUGGUAAUGUCCGCCCUUUUGAGUAUUUGUGAUUGCAGUACAUGGUAUACAGUAGUUUUUAAAUGUUACAUCCUGUUAGGCCUCUCAAAAAAUGUAGAUAGACCAUUCAAGAAGUUGCCAUAGCACAUUAAGCCCUCAUUCCCAGUUUAGAUCCGUCACAGCUAUGAUAACAAUUACUAUAACAUACUCAUGUUUCUUGCCUUGUUUUAAAUCAAUACCUCAACAUAGAUUCAGAUUCUGGUGCUUUAAACCUUGAAAGAGCUCUUUAGAAUUUGGAUGACCUUCAUGGGGUGAUGUUACUGUUAAUCACUUCAGAUGAAAUCCAUUCAAUUUUCUUUCAGGUAAUAAUUUUUGUUGAUCAUAAAAAAUGGUAAUAUACUUAGGAGGGAAGUAAUGAACUGUAAAUCAAGGUGCCACAGUGUUAAUGAAUAUUUUUGUUUUAAAGUCAUUUAGAAAAUAGUUUUAGUUUAUUAGAAUGUUAGUGGCACUGUUGCUUCCCAUGGUAUCCCAUUGAGUGAAGCAUCUCUAAAAUGUUUCUCUCCUCUCUUAGUAAAAUAUUUCCUAUUGUUUUUAGUUCAGUACCAUUAUUUGUGCUGUAAUGACAGAUAAGGUAACAAGCAGUCUAUAAUAUCUAACAGAGACUAUCAUUCAGAAUACCAGAGCUGGAGCUACAGUUAAAGUGUAUUUUACGUUGGAAAAAAUCUCAGUCUAUAGUUGUAAAUGUACCAUACUUGGGAAAUAGGAUGAUGUCUAAGCUAGAUAGACUUGUUCAUAAAAUAUGGAUUUUAACAGUAAAGACAUUGAUAAGAAAGUUAUGUAUUUAUAAAGCACAGUGAAAGUUCAAACAAAAUUGAAUAGUCAGCGUAUUCAGUUAUAAAAAUAAUGUAUCAUGGGCCACCAGUAAGUCUCUCAACAGUAAAAUUAUCAAAAUUUACUCACCAGAGUAUGAAUUAUAAGUAUGACUUUAAUACAGCUUGAAAUAUUUGUAGAAUAACUUUUAAACAACACAAAAUACAGGUUUUUGUGAGAUUUUUGAAAUGAUUUUUUUAAAAAUUCAGACGAUGUGUAAUAACAUUUUAAGGAUCAUGUCAAGGAUAGCAAACCCCCUAUUUUUCACGAAAGUAUUAAUCCACAUUGAUUGAUAUAAGUAUAUAUAU